Molecule: messenger RNA, 1062 nt
Organism: Boleophthalmus pectinirostris (great blue-spotted mudskipper)
Lineage: Eukaryota; Metazoa; Chordata; Actinopteri; Gobiiformes; Gobiidae
Gene: tmem223
Product: transmembrane protein 223
Exons: 1
Coding region: 209-964 (251 amino acids)
Biological process (GO): nervous system development
Cellular component (GO): mitochondrion
Source: RefSeq, a predicted model, not a curated record
UUUUCAUUUUGUCCUAAUGAGCUUUCCGUCGUCCAGAUAGAACGUCACAACAUGGCGCUGUUCUUCAGCCUGGAACCGAGCCGAGCGUGUUUCCUGCUUUUAUGAUCGUAAUUUGACAGAAUAUCUCCAUAAUUCCUUGACACGCUUAAAUCGUGUUUCACUAAGACGAUAUUUUUAAUGUGUUAUAGUGUUAUUUCCUAAGUUUAAGAUGGGUUUGGAGCGUCUUGUCUGCAUUUCAUCGCGGUGCUUCGCCACACAGUUCCGACUUCUAAACACGCACCAAAUCGUCUUUCAAAAUGGGGUAGAGCAAACAUUAACUAUUAAAAACAAGUCAGAUCGGCUUUAUUCACGGGUUGUCAAUGUUGUUAAGCGGCAGCAGACAAACCUGUGUACAUCUGCACAACUGUCCCGAGAUGUCACCUUAUUUGACCACGACAGGACGCGCUUCUUCCGCCUUCUGUCCAUCUUUUGCGGUGGACAAUUUCUGUUUUGGACAUAUUUGGCUCAGUUUGCCUACACAGGGCUGAGAGACACGAGUGGAUCUAAGGACAAGACGAAAACCCAAGCAACAAAAACAACGGGACUUGUGGGAAUGUGGAGUUUUGAAAUGAACCUUGGCUCUGACGCUUGGAGAUACGGCUUCACCGUUGGAUGUUUAGCCAUUGGAGCAGGAAUAGUUGGGCUUGGAUUUGUGUUUUGUCGACGAUCUGUGAAUCAAGUAAUCUUACACCAAGGUGGAAAAAUGGUGACGGUAUGCACACAAUCACCACUGGGACCAGGAAAGGGUCGCAAAAUAACAGUGCCUCUGUCCCAAGUCGCCUGCUACGCUCACAGACAGGAGUCUGCUUCAUUCAUCCCUCUGAGGGUCAAAGGGCAUAAAUUCUACUUUCUCAUGGACAAAGAGGGGAAUGUCACUAAUGCAAAACUGUUUGAUAUCACUGUGGGGGCCUAUAGAGUCAUAUGAGCUACUAAUAAGUUUAAACACUUGCACUUGAAGCAUUGUCUCUGUUUGUGACCCAGCUGUCAAAUAAAGUCUGAAGAAGAUACCACAAGUAAACUUUA